Molecule: messenger RNA, 1234 nt
Organism: Vigna unguiculata (cowpea)
Lineage: Eukaryota; Viridiplantae; Streptophyta; Magnoliopsida; Fabales; Fabaceae
Product: cold-responsive protein kinase 1-like
Source: RefSeq, a predicted model, not a curated record
UAGUGCUCUUGACUGUCUGAGUCUUCCAUUGUUUCCAACAUCAUUCAUAUAUAGUUACUUCACACAGAGAUAGAGCAGAGGAGUAAAAGAAGAAAAACAAGAAGUUGAUCAGUGCAAUAGACGCCUUUAAGUCAUGGGCAGUUCAACGGGAAAAAAUGUACAAAAGAAAGGAUAAUAAGGCUCAAAUCAUGGGUGCAAUGGUGUAUGAAUGCAGAGCUAGGUUUGAUCAAUUGGAGCAAGAGUAUUACUAUGAUGACUACUUUCUUUAAUCUUUUCAGAAAGAAAGGAUCUUCCUUGUACACUCAGUUGACCGAAAUUGAUUUAGGUGCAGACCACAGUACCAUCCAAUUUAGUUGGCCAACAAGAAGAAACAUUUGUGUAGGUGUUGCAAGGGGUCUUGCGUUCCUUCAUGAAGAGGUUCGGUCCCACUUUAUCUAUAGAAAGAUACAAGCAACCAAAGUACUACUUGACGAAGAUCUCCGGCCAAAAAGUUCACAUUUUGGGCUUGCAAAGCUUAUCCCACCCAGUGUAUAUUUUCCUUUUGAAGGUGGUUAUGUGGCACCAGAACAUGGAGUCCGAAAUAAAGUGACAAUAAAAUCAGCUUUGGAGCUCUAUUAUUAGAAAUUGUUAGUGGGAGGCUUAACCGAAUAGGACAUUUGCCUGUUGAAGAACACAAUCUUCUCAUAAGGGUAAGGACAUUUGCCUGUUGAAGAACACAAUCUUCUCAUAAGGGCUUGGAACUUGUAUGAGGCUGGAGAGACAGAAAAGUUGGUGGAUGCUUAUCUAAAUGGAGACUUCAAUGUUAAGGAGGCCAUCAGAUUUUGAAAGAUUGCUCUCCUUUGCAUGCAGGAUUAUCCUCAGCUACGACCCUCAAUGUCCAUUGUGCUUCAAAUGCUUAUAGCCGAAAAAGAUUUGAAUAAGAAUAUAAGAAAACCAAACACAACAUUUGACUAUGUGGAGAGGCCUUAAGUGCAUGCAAACAAAAGGGCAAGUAUGAAGAAAAUGGUAAAAUUUUGUUAGCUGAAAGGUUUAGGGUUUCUUUUGCUAAUAUGACCUUAUUCUGUAGCAGCCAAUCUUUGUUGCCAUCUUUGGCUACAAAGCAGCAUUAAGCUUGUAUCAUAGUUUAGCUUCUUCAACAUACGUUGGAUUUCUCCUUGAAGUUGAGCCAAAACAAAUAUUUUUGGUACUCAUUAAGUUUGGAGCACAAUUUAUAUGAAAGAUUAUUGAUUUUUAA